CCGAACGAUACUUUGUUUCCACUGGCGACACGUGACCCGUCGCGUCGCUACAUCGUGUUACUGAACUGUGUCUUUCAACUUCGUGCGUCGUGGGGGGGGUUUCGUGUCUCGCUGUGUGUGGCGUGUCAGUGUUACACGUCAAAGGCACGUGACGAGGAGAAGUUUGAGGAAGUGCGGAGAAGAUCAGCCUGGAACUCCUUCUCCUCCUCCUCCUCCUCCUGCUGCUGCUGCUGCUCUUCUUCUUCUUUUUCUCUUCUUCUCUCUGCGCCGCGUCCCCUCCCUCCUCCCUGUCGCUCCAACUAAGUCCGGCUCCGGGUCCGAGUCCGAAUCCGAAUCCGAAUCCGACGUCCAUGGCCGCCUACGCCUCGGUGCCGCUGAAGAAGAGCUCGGAGGUGGACUUGGCCAAAGCGCUCUCCAAGUAUGUGAAGAACACGUACGCGAACCACGGGGACCAGGACGAGUAUCUCCGAGCCGUGGAGGAGCUCAACAAGCUGAGGAAGAGCGCGCUGGGGAGACCCCUGGACAAGCACGAGAACUCCCUGGAGAUCCUCUACAGGUACUAUGAUCAGCUGUGCGCCGUGGAGCCCAAAUUUCCUUUCUCCGGAAACCAGCUCUGCCUCACGUUCACAUGGAAAGAUGCCUUUGAUAAGGGCACCUUGUUCAGCGGUUCGGCCAAACUGGGUCUGCCCAGCGUGGGCUAUGAGAAGACUUGUGUGCUGUUCAACGUGGGCGCCCUGGCCAGCCAGAUCGCUGUGGAGCAGCGGCUGGACACCGACGAGGGCCUGAAGACGGCAGCCAAGUACUACCAGGUGGCCAGUGGAGCCUUUGGCCACAUCAAGGACACGGUGCUGUCGGCACUGACCUGCGAGCCCACGGUGGACAUCUCCCCCGACUGCGCCGGCGCACUCAGCCUCAUCAUGCUGGCACAGGCCCAGGAGGUCGUCUUCCUCAAGGCCACCUCCGACAAGAUGAAGGACGCCAUCAUCGCCAGGCUGGCGACUCAGGCUGCUGACUUCUACGGCGAGGCUUUCAAGACGUGCCACUACAAGGACAACUUGGCCAAGUUUUUCUACUUCCAGGAAGUGCUGCCGGUGCUCGGGGCCAAACACUGCCUCCUGCAGGCCAGCGCCGAGUAUCACCAGGCCGCCGUGGCCAAGCAGCAGAAGAAGUUUGGGGAGGAGAUCGCCAGGCUGCAGCUUGCGGCAGAGUUGCUGAAGACCGUCAAGUCCCGCUACGAGGAGUACGUCAACGCCAAGAACCUUACGGACAAGGUGUCCCGCGCCCUGACGGCAGCCAAGAAGGACAACGACUUCAUCUACCAUGACCGCGUUCCGGAAACCAGAGACCUGGAGCGCAUCGGCAAGGCCGCCCUGGUCAAACCCACCGCCAUCCAGGUGCCCCUCAGCCAGAAGUUCACGGACAUUUUUCAGAAGAUGGUGCCCAUGGCGGUGCAGGAGGCCCUGAGCAGCUGCAGCCACAGGAGGGCCGAGCUCAUCAACAGACUCGUCGGCAACAUGCGGGAGGCCACCGUGCUGCUCAACGGGGUGCUGGCGUCCCUGAACCUCCCCGCCGCCCUGGAGGACCUGUCCGGGGACUCGGUGCCCCAGUCCAUCCUGGAGAAGUCCCGCGCCGUCGUCCAGCAGGGGGGGCUGCAGAGCAUCGAGCGGCUCAUCAAAGAGCUUCCCGAGCUGCUGCAGAGGAACAGGGAGAUAUUGGACGAGUCGCUGAAAAUACUGGACACUGAGGAGCAGACGGACAACGAGCUGCGGGCCAACUUCACCCACCGCUGGCAGCGGACCCCCUCCGGCGAGCUCUACAAGUCCCUCAGAGCAGAGGGCGCCAAUUACCGCGGGGUCCUGGACCAGGCGGUGCAUGCUGACCAGGUGGUGCGGGAGCGCUACAACGCCCACUGCGAGACCAUUGCCCUGCUGUGCAAGCCGGAGGCGGAGCUUAGCGCCGCCAUCCCCUCUGCCAACCCGGCCAAGACCCUGGAGGGCAGCGAGGUGGUCGGAGUGCUGCGCGCACAGCUGGCUCAGCUGGACCAGCUGAAGAAGGAGCGCGAGCAGCUGGAGAACGACAUCAAGUCCACGCAGUUCGACAUGACCACCAAGUUCCUGACCGCGCUGGCCCAGGACGGCGCCAUCAACGAGGAGGCCCUGUCCGUCACGGAGCUGGACGGCGUCUAUGGCGGCUACACGCAGAAGGUCCAGCAGAGCCUCAAGACCCAGGAGGAGGUGCUGGACCGCGUGCAGACAUCCCACAAGGAGUUCUCCAGCAUGAAGCAGUCCAACCAGCAGGCCGUCUUGAGGGAAGAGGUGCUGAAGAAGCUGGCCUCUGCCCAUGACAGCUACAUGGAGAUCUUCAAAAACCUGCACGAGGGUACCAAGUUCUACAACGACUUGACAGAAAUACUGCUCAAGUUCCAGAACAAGUGCAGUGACAUCGUGUUCGCCCGUAAAACCGAGAGGGAGGAGCUCCUCAAAGACAUCCAGGAGAGUAUCGCCAACGAGCCCAGCGCGCCCGCGAUCCCCUCCACGCCGUCCUACCACGCCGCUCCCGCGGCCGCGGCCACACCCCCGACUCCGGCUACAUCCGCUCAAGGCCCCGCCGCGCCCCCUCCAGCCGCAGCCGGUCCUGCCCCCGGCGCCCCGACUCCGGCCCCGAGGACCGUUUUCUCUGUACACAAAAGCCAACCACCAGCACGACCUCCUCCUCCUCCUCCAGUCUUCUCCACCCAGGCAGCUGCCCCUGCCUCCACCUCCACCGUGACCUCCAGCUCCACCACCCAGCCCUCCAGCAACCCCUUACCACAGACUGGCGCUGAGGCAGCUUUCGCUCAGGCACAAGGGCCUCCCUACCCCACAUACCAGGGUUAUCCAGGGUUCUACGCGAUGCCCAUGCCCUACUUCCCUUACGGCUACGGUCAGUACAACAUGCCCUUCGUGCCCUUCCAGAACAUGGGACCCACAGGCUUCGCUGGGUCCGGACAGCCUCCGCAGCCCCAGGCUUACAGCCCAUCGCAGCCGCAGCAGCCGCACUACCCUUAGGUCUGGAAUGACCUGGAAUUGUCUUCUUACGUGAUGCUCCGAAUGUCCACCACGUUCUGUAUAUGAGCGACUCUGUGUGUUUUGUAGGUAACACUACGUCUGUUGUUUAAAAAAAGUAUAUUUUCUUAUACUGGGUGACUUUUGCCACCGUCCCCCACAGCUAUAUCCAGGUUUCCUUUAUACAUAAUUUUUUUGUAACACCGGUGUGAGCUGUAUAACAUUCUUCGUCACGAUGUCGGGGUUCAACGGGAGCGGAUUUGUGCGACGGAAUUUCGAUUUUACUCACUACUGUGCUGGGUUGGGGGGACUUGACCUCUUUGCAUCCUUUUCCGAUGAAUGAUGUGUAAAAUCACAGAGUCAGAUAACAGAAGUAUCUACUGAGGAAGCUGUAUAGUAAAUAUAUGCAGUUGAACACAUGGGGCUUUUGCUCUGAGUGCAUUAUUCUCCCUCUCACUGAUUUCUCUUCAUGCUUGAUGGUUGUUAAACUUACUGUUUCCUGUGAUAUUCUCUUGCUUUGUACUGAAGCUGUACAUUGAACUAUGAAGAGAUUUUUAUUGCACCAUAGAGCUGAAUGUAACGGUGAAAUGUUAGAAUCUAAAGCGCAUAAAAGAAACUGCUG
Molecule: messenger RNA, 3666 nt
Organism: Scleropages formosus (Asian bonytongue)
Lineage: Eukaryota; Metazoa; Chordata; Actinopteri; Osteoglossiformes; Osteoglossidae
Product: programmed cell death 6-interacting protein-like
Exons: 18
Coding region: 351-3047 (898 amino acids)
Biological process (GO): mitotic cytokinesis
Cellular component (GO): endosome
Molecular function (GO): protein binding
Source: RefSeq, a predicted model, not a curated record